GCGUAAUUACGUCAUCAUUCAGUCUGCUUUGCUGUGCUUUGGCUUGUGAUCGUUGUUUUUCAUUCGUAGGUUAAAUCAAAGUAAACAUGUAGCUUUUUUAUUUUUUAUCCAUCGUAAGGCACCUAGCUAACAUUUACGCGUGACGUAUUUGGCGAGGAAGGUCUAAUCGGGAUGUCUGCUGUGCUUAAAAUGGCAAAUGAUGUCGCUUCCUUUGGCUGUAAAGGGCUGUGUCUUGCUAGCGUUGCUAAUCAAACAGCUUGUCGCUAGAAACGGGGUAAAUUGAGGCUAUCCUAAAGUAAUGGCAGACGAAUUUAUAUGCCUUUGAGUGCGUGAAAGAGGCGGAAAAUGGAGAAAUCUGGAAGCCCUGGUCCCUCGUCGCCUGUGAAUGGAAGGCAAUGCAACGAUUACGACAGCAAGCGGAAGAGGAAGAUAGCGGACAUCACACAGGCUUUGAGCAGCAGUCCCGUGGAUGUGGCGGCUCUGAGGAGGAUGGCCAUCAGUGAAGGGGGGCUGCUGACCGAUGAGAUCCGCUGUCAGGUCUGGCCUCGGCUACUCAACGUGCCGUCUCAUGUGCUGGAGCAGGAGCCAGAAACUGUGGAUCGAGAGAACAACAAGGAUUACAACCAGGUGCUGCUGGAUGUACAGCGCUCACUGCGGAGGUUCCCCCCUGGUAUGCCAGAUGAGCAGAGAGAGGGUUUGCAGGAAGAACUGAUCGACAUCAUCCUCCGGGUGCUCAAACGAAACCCUCAGUUGCACUAUUACCAGGGAUACCAUGACAUAGUCGUCACCUUUUUAUUAGUUGUUGGAGAGCAGCGAGCAACAGCUUUGGUGGAAAAACUGUCCACUCAUCACCUCAGGGACUUUAUGGACCCCACAAUGGACAAUACAAAACAUAUACUGAAUUAUUUGAUGCCUAUCAUUGAUAGGGUCAACCCCGAGGUUCAUGAUUUCAUGCAACAGUCCGAGGUGGGCACAGUCUUUGCCCUAAGCUGGCUGAUCACCUGGUUCGGCCAUGUCCUGUCAGACUUUAGGCACGUUGUGCGGUUAUAUGACUUCUUUCUUGCCUGCCAUCCUCUAAUGCCCAUCUAUUUUGCUGCUGUAAUUGUUCUGUACAGAGAAGAGGAAGUACUGGAGUGUGAGUGUGACAUGGCAAUGGUCCAUCACCUGCUGUCCCAGAUCCCUCAGGACCUCCCCUAUGAGACUCUCAUCAGUCAGGCUGGAGACCUGUUUGUUCAGUUUCCUCCCUCUGAACUAGCUAAAGAGGCUGCCUCCCAUGACAGCAUGGCUACCACAACUUUUAAAGACUUUGAGCUUGCAUCUACUCAAAGACCAGACUCGGUUCUUCGGCGCCGGCGCAGACAGAAGGCGGCGACUGUAGAAAGCCCCGCCCCCUCAGCAGUGGCGGCGGUGGCUCAGCCUUCAGCAGCACGGCGCUUCGUCCGGUUGGCCGUCAUGGGGCUGACGGUGGCUUUAGGGGCGGCUGCUCUCACUCUGGUCAACACUGCUCUGGAGUGGGCCCCCAAACUUGACCUGUUUCCUUGAACUGCUCCAUUCUUAACAUUUUUACCCCAAUGGAAUCAGAUUUUUGUCAAAAUAUAUACAUUUUCAGGCCAUAGUAGUUAGAGCUCCUUAAAGCUACAAUUUGCAAGAUUUUUUUUUUUUUUUUCACUAGUAGAUGGCAGAUAUGAAACCUGUUCUCCCCUUCCCUCACCUGGCCUCUCUUCAGGCUCAUGUAUGUUCUCUAGUCGUCUUCUGUCAGGUCAAAGCUGGCACACUAUUAGACUGCAGUAUUGUAGAUAGCAUCUAGUGGUGAUAUGUGAGAAUGCAUUUUAUUUAAUUUCACACUUCAUGUACUCCUGCUUCUUCCUAGUUUAUAAGGGACAUUUUCCAUUACCUGCACUGCCGUGCCAAAGGCUUUCUCUGUAGAUAAUACUAUCUAUGACUGGUGUUGUCUUGUUAUAAAACCCUCUGUAAAACGAUCACCUGUGACCAGCCCCACUGGCCUCUGUCCAGGGUAUAUUCCACUUACUGUCGGUGACUUGGAUGGACUUCAGUCACCUGAAAUAAAUCCAAUAAGGCAAAUGUUGUGUAUAUAUGACUAUUUUAGUGAUAUCUACCAAAUCCACAACUAGUCUGCUAACACGUAGCCUUAUUGUUACAUCAUGGAUCAACACAAUUAAAAUACACACACAACAUCUCGUACUGUAUAUAAUUUUGGCCAAAUCUGAUUCCACUUCUCAUCAACACAAUUUCUGGACUACAUAUUGUCUAAAUACUGACAGCUUUGUGAAGACUUGACACUAAAAAUUUUUCCUCCCCUAGGAAAUCUAAGGAUCCUAAGUGAAAGUCUGCUGGAGAAAGAGACUGGGUUUUAUGAAAAAGGAUCUGUAAAAUAAAAAGACUGUAUUUAUACAAAGUAUCAUGAUCAAAGUUUAUUUAUGUAAGAUUAUAACACAUGCUUAUAGAGAUUUAAUGCUGACUGCUUAGACUUGAAACUGCUGCCAUUCGAGAGGUGUUAAGUAUGAAUGAUGUGUGUUUGUAGUCCUAAUUUGUCAGCGAUUUACCACAAGAGCCAAAUGGUGGAUUGUGUGACUUCUUUUUGUGUAUAUUUGCUAUAGACGUUAAAAGUUUGGUCAUGACACACAGACACACUAAGGCUACUAAUUAGGCAAAUGCAUAAUAACUACAAUAUCGUAAAGCUAUCAUUUCAUGUUUACUUAAGUCUUGGUAUUGAAAUAUGAUGCAGAUUUACUCCUGUUAUAUAGUUCAAAAUAUAUAACAAUUAUAUUUUAUAGCAGUGGCUUAAAAGGGCCUGUGUUUCAUGACCUGAAAACUGAAAAUUAUGCUUCAACUCACAUUUCUCCAUUUUUUUUUUCGUUUACACUUAAAUGUCACAUGUUGUAGUAUUUUUGAAGACAUAAACCACAUACGUCCCACCAUUUUAAAGCACCAUCUCCGCACUUUAGUGUAUUGUUUACAGCAAACUCGCGCGCAUCAAUAAUUCACCAUUUUUAAAAUUGUGCUCACAUGGGAAAAUGCAUUACUUUGAAAAUCAGUGAAUGCAUAGAGAAAUAUUUAACUUUUAAUUUGGCACUAAAAGCAUAUUUUUAUAGAAGCUUUGAAGGAACUGUAUGUAAGUUAUUGAUUUUAAGUUCCAUAAACAGAGCCUGUGUCCCCAGAUAUGACCUAAAUGUGUUCUAAUCAAAUGUAACUUGAACUGAUAACAAUUGUAAUGCUGAUUUAUUCUUAAUUAGAUAAACAAUCUCAUUUAUUUGGUGUCAUGUUUGUCAGCACUGUUAUCCAAUCACAAAUCAGAAUGAGCUGAAUGAUGCUGAACAGCAGCUGGGUUAAACUUACAAGGAUUUUCUCUUAUCUGAAUCCUCACUAUACAAAAACGUGUAUGUGUCCUCCAUCUUAAAGCUCUGGCAAACCAAGUUCAGUUGUGAUUGUAGUACUUUUUUUGAAACUAGAAGCACAGCGACUAUAUACUGUUCCUUUAAAUGCUUUUAUACUGUAAAUUCUCUAACACAUCCAUGUUACUUUUCAAAUUGAGGGGCCAUCUUGAAAUAUUUACUUAUUUCUUCGCGCUUAUUAUUCAACUAUUUCAUUUUUCCUCUACUAUACACUUAAAAUUCACCUGCCAGCUUUCACAGUAGUUCAGAACAUCUCAUUGCAAAUACAGUACACUUCCACGUAAAUGUGUAUUACUUUUGUUCUAUGAUAAAUAUAAAAUGCUGAAGUUCAUUUGUUUUGCCUUAGCAGUCUCACACUGGUUUAAGUUGUAAGUACAAUAGACUUAUUUAAUGAAGGUUGUUACAUACACUUUUUUAUUAUUUGAAUGCACUAAACUUGUAUUGGCCUUUUAUUUUGUUAUUAUAAAUAUGUUUGAUGGAUGUAAAGUUGUACAGAAUAUUAACAAUUAAAGCAGUAAAAAAAAAACUUUAUGGUGUUU
Molecule: messenger RNA, 3952 nt
Organism: Periophthalmus magnuspinnatus
Lineage: Eukaryota; Metazoa; Chordata; Actinopteri; Gobiiformes; Gobiidae
Gene: tbc1d20
Product: TBC1 domain family, member 20
Exons: 8
Coding region: 346-1542 (398 amino acids)
Biological process (GO): endoplasmic reticulum to Golgi vesicle-mediated transport; positive regulation of GTPase activity
Cellular component (GO): endoplasmic reticulum membrane
Molecular function (GO): GTPase activator activity
Source: RefSeq, a predicted model, not a curated record